UAGUAUUUUCUUGUUUUAUAGUCAAUUAAUAUUUUUAUCAAAUUAAAAUUAAUGACUAAACUAUAAAGCUUUGUCGUUUAGAAAAUACAAUGAAGCCGGCUUCCAAACAGGCCGCAGUUAUGGGUCCAACAUAUACAUUUUUUGAAUCUUGUGUGUUCCUGAUGUUGUUUUCAUCAGCGAUGGGGGGUAACGGUGAUGUGUCGUCAUUUCAACUGUUGGCUCGACUAUCGUUUCCAACAGUUGAAACGAAACCGUACAACUUGCCCAGCGCAAAGGAGAUAGACCCGCGGCACAGUUACGCAGAUGAGAAAUUCGAGAGGCUGCAAGAGUAUUACAGUUACAUGAACAGCCGCAUCAAGGAGCCGCAUAACCCGAUAGAGCGACGUGAAAUUCUGGAGACGGCUCAGAAAAGACUGUUUACUUUUAUAGACACGCACAUAAAAGAUUUAAAGCGAUUGCUCUUCGAGACUGACAUGGCGCUAAUGUCUAUGGUACUUUUAAAACUUAACAAGAAAAUGGACACGUCCGAAGCUAAAAUAAAAUCAACACAAGCUAAAAUACCUUUCGGAUUAUAUGCCAGUCCAGGUCUUCUUCGCCCACAUACGGAUUCGACUGCGACGCGACUGGUGCGGAACGCGACGCGUGUUCUUGAGAAACGGGCGCGGCGCUGUACACUGGCGCGGUCGCGACGCGAGGCGCAGCGGUCCACUCGGGGACCUGCGCGGACACCGAAGGCGCAGCGGUCAUGUCGGGGACCUGCGCAACGCGAGGCGCAGCGGUCCAAUCGGGGACCUGCGCGGGCACCGAAGGCGCAGCGGUCACGUCGGAGACCUGCGCAACGCGAGGCGCAGCGGUCGUAUGGGAGACCUGCGCUUGAACCGACGCGGACGUAUGCACUAACACGGCGGGUGGAACUGCCGAGGUGUCUUCCUGUAACCACGUCUUGAUCCGGUGUGAAGACAGUUCCUCUUCGGCUUCAUCUUCCUCACUAUCGUCCGUUUCUAUUUGCAAUCUCUGUA
This is a messenger RNA of Papilio machaon (common yellow swallowtail), 1019 nucleotides long. RefSeq lists its product as uncharacterized. Lineage: Eukaryota; Metazoa; Arthropoda; Insecta; Lepidoptera; Papilionidae. The record is from RefSeq and is a predicted model, not a curated record. The transcript is spliced from 6 exons. The coding region runs from base 90 to 947 and encodes 285 amino acids.